AUGGGGCAGUUGUUGCAACUCUUUAAACAGUUAAACCCCAACAAACCAUCCACUGAAACCAGCACACAUACCCUCCUAAUCUCAGAGAAAUUAACUAAUCAAAAUUACACAAAAUGGUCCAGGCUGAUGCACUUAGCCAUUAGUGGACGGGAUCGUCUCAAUCACAUCAUCGACGAUCCUCCACCCACAAAUGACCCAGCGUACAACCAAUGGGUCAGAAGUGAUUCGAUAGUUAUCUCAUGGAUUCUGGAAAAUAUAGAGCCUGAUCUAGUUAAUCAAUAUCUCGACUUCCCGACAUCCAAAACAUUGUGGCAAGGGAUAGAAACACUGUAUAGCAGUGGGAGAGACGGCCUGCAAAUUUUCGACUUAACAGUCAAAACCAACAAGAUCCAACAAGGGCAAGACACCAUUGAAACAUACUACAUCAAAUUGAUUGUGUUAUGGAAAGAAAUUGACAGAAGACAACCAAAUCCGAUGAAGGAUCCAUGCGACAUAAUUAUUUAUAAUCAAAUAACUCAACAAAACAGAUUGUACCAGUUUUUAGGAGGCGUCAAUGAAACAUACGACAAGGAUAGAAGAGAUCUCCUCCUCUUAGACCCUCUUCCCACGGUGGAGGAGGCCUAUGCAAGUAUCAGAAGGGAGAUCCCGAGACGAGGAAUCAUGAAGACAAACCCCUCAUCUGAUUUGGAGUCACCGGACACCGGAGGAAUUUUUUCAGUCAGAGGGAAAACUUACCGGAGGGAUGAUGAAAGAUCUCACCUGAAGUGCACUUAUUGUGGUGGUACUAGGCAUACAAGGAACGAAUGCUUCAAAAUCGUGGGGUAUCCAGAUUGGUGGCCGGAUUCUAAGAAGAAGGGAGAAAGAAAGCCGGCGCGUUUUUCAGAUCAAAGUCGCAUGGGAAAGGCAGCAGUAGGAUGGCGCCAAGAAAGAUCCAUCACCAUGGAGGAAGGAGAGAAAGCAGGUGAAGCCAUGAACGUUACAGCCACAGAGAACAAGGAAGAAGGUACCAGAAACCCUAGAGGAGGCGCCUCAACAGUGAGAAGAAGAGAAAGGGGUAAAGGAAGGGAAGACCCCCCAUCUCUUUUUAAAGGAAAUGAAACCCUAAAGGAGGGGGGGUCACGUGGCUUUUUUCAAACCCAAGAGUCACGUGGCUCAUCAUCUUCCUCAUCCCAUAUUUUUUCUGUUUUUUCGUCCUCAUUUAAUACUUCGUCUUAUUUUGAUAAGGGUUGGAUAAUCGAUUGUGGUGCCACCGAUACAAUGUCGUAUGACCCGAACAAUUUUUUGACUCGUGACACCCCUAUAAAAACCACUAUUAAAACAGCCAAUGGGGAAGGGAUUAAAGAUGUUCGGACAGGGAAAGUCAUUGGGCGUGGUAUUGAAAAAGGAGGAUUAUACUACUUGGAAGGGGAGACUCAAAAAGGCAAAGCUGUUCUUGCUCGCGGGUCAGAGGAAAGACAACUGUGGACGUGGCAUCGACGUUUAGGGCAUCCAUCAAUAGGGUAUUUAGAAAAACUUUUUCCUCAAUUUAUAGGACUAAAAACUGAUUUCAAAUGUGAAACUUGUAUUCGUGCAAAGAGUCAUAAACACUCAUACUCUACUAGUUUGAAUAGAACUGAUUUACCUUUUAUGCUGAUUCAUUCUGAUGUGUGGGGUCCUGCACCCGUCAUAGGGUUACAUGGUUUUUCCUAUUUUGUCAAAUUUAUUGAUGAUUGCACCCGGAUGAGUUGGAUUUACUUCCUCAAACACAAAUCGGAAGUAUUUCAUGUGUUUGUUGAAUUUUAUAAUAUGAUAUGCACUCAAUUUCAAACUCAACCCCGCAUGUUUAGAACAGAUAAUGGUGGAGAAUAUGUUAAUUCAAACAUGCAACAGUUCUUUAAACAGAAAGGGCUUAUACACCAGACCACUUGUCCCAAUACACCUCAGCAAAAUGGAGUGGCCGAACGGAAAAAUCGCACACUUCUUGAAAUGACUCGUGCGCUUAUUCUUGAUUCUCAUGCUCCGACUUAUCUUUGGCCUGAAGCCAUCGCCAUUGCUAACUACCUUACCAAUAGACUUCCCUCAAAGAGCCUUCAAUACCACACACCUCUAGCCACCCUCCAAACCUAUUUCUCUUUACCUUCCUCACAUACCCUACAUCCUCGUGUUUUUGGGUGCAUAGUUUUUGUUCACUAUCCAGCGAGAGUAAGAAACAAAUUUGAACCGAGAGCAGUCAAAUGUAUCCUUAUUGGGUAUGGGAGGAAUCAGAAAGGUUAUCGGUGUUAUGACCCCCUGACUAGAAAGAUCUAUACCACCAUGGAUUGCGAGUUCAUUGAGAACGAAUAUUACUACCACCCUCUUCGAUGUUAG
Messenger RNA from Amaranthus tricolor (Joseph's coat), 2346 nucleotides. RefSeq lists its product as uncharacterized. The coding region runs from base 1 to 2346 and encodes 781 amino acids. Lineage: Eukaryota; Viridiplantae; Streptophyta; Magnoliopsida; Caryophyllales; Amaranthaceae. Gene Ontology annotation, biological process: DNA integration. Gene Ontology annotation, molecular function: nucleic acid binding. The record is from RefSeq and is a predicted model, not a curated record. The transcript is spliced from 2 exons.